Messenger RNA from Anolis carolinensis (green anole), 6963 nucleotides. RefSeq lists its product as uncharacterized. Lineage: Eukaryota; Metazoa; Chordata; Lepidosauria; Squamata; Anolidae. The record is from RefSeq and is a predicted model, not a curated record. The transcript is spliced from 2 exons. Bases 2010 to 3167 code for a protein of 385 amino acids.
AAAAAAAAAAAAUUGGAAGGGGAAAACAUGUUCCGUUUGUAUAAUGGAAAAGUUUGGAGCAGAGUUUCUCAACCUGGAGGUUGGGACCCCUGGGGGGGGGGUCAUGAGGGGGCUUCAGCGUGGUCUCCAGACCAUCAGAAAACGCAAAUUUCAGAUGGUCUUAGGCGACUCCUUUGGCAGAAAAGACUGAAGACCACCUGUCCUUUGGCCCAGUUCUUUCGAUGGUGGGAUUCAAGGGGACUUUGAUUGUAGGUGAACUGUAAAUCCCAGCAACUACAACUCCCAAAUGUCAAGGUCUAUUUUCCCCAAAUUCCACCAGUGUUCACAUUUGGGCAUAUUGAGUAUUCGUACCAAGUUUGGUCCAGAUCCAUCAUUGUUUGAGUCCACAGUGCCCCCUGGAUGUAGGCAAACUACAACUCCCAAACUCAAGGUCAAUGCCCACCAAACCCUUCCAGUAUUUUCUGUUACCGUGUUUCCACCGUGUUUUCUGUUACCGUGUUUCUGUCACCGUGUUUCUGUUACAGUGUCUUAUAUUAUUUUUUACUCCCAAAGAUGCGCUAGGUCUUAUUUUCAGGGGAUGGCUUAUUUUUCCAUGAAGAAGAAUUCACAUUUAUUGUUGAACAAGAAAAUGAACAUUUAUUCUAUACUGUACAGUAGUUGUCAUCACAAACCAACAUAACCAAACCAGACAAACUGUGACUUCUGUAAAGAAUUUCUUGUUACGUCCAUUAUUUCCAUAUACAACUGGUAUGUACAUUUACCAAUCCUGCAUGCUAUGGUGUUUUGUUUUGUAGGCGCCGGACAUGCUUCCAAACAAAAACUUUGCUAGGUCUUACUUUCGGGGGAGGCCUUAUAUUUAGCAAUUCAGCAAAACCUCUACUAGGUCUUAUUUUUUGGGGAUGUCUUAUUUUAGGGGUAGUCAUGGGAGUUCUGCGUGCCAAGUUUGACUCAAUUCCAUUCUUGGUGCAGUUCAGAAUGGUCUUUGAUUGUAGGUCAACUAUAAAUCCCAGCAACUACAACUCCCAAAUGGCAACAUCAAUCCCCACCCCAAACCCACCAGUAUUCACAUUUGUGCCAAAUUUGGUCGCGUGAAUGAAAAUACAUCCUGCAUAUCAGAUAUUUACACUACGAUUCAUGACAGUAGCAAAAUGACAGGAAGUAGCAACGAAAAUAAUUUUAAGGUUGGUGGUUACUACAAUGUGAGGAACUGCAUUAGGAAGGUUGAGAUCCACUGGUUUAGAGUCUCCUCAUUCCUCCGGUUGAAAGGGGAGGCAAGCACUGUUUAGUUUUGCUUUUUUGCAGCGGGGAAACAGCCUGGGGAAAUGCAUGCAGCUCUCCAAGGUCAACUUUGCCUUAAAAAGAAACGCCGCCCCAAAUGUGGAGUAGGAGGGAGAGAGGGGAGAGAGGGGAGAGAGUGGAGGGGUUUGGAGAGAAGGAGGCGCAGAGAUGCGUCACAGAGGAACAGAUUCCCCCAAAGCAAACGGGGACGUUCCUACUCGAGUUUUGCCCCUCAGCAACCUGAUGCUGUUGUUUCUUCCUCUGGGUUUCAGGGACGUGGGAGAAGCCUCCGCUGGCUGCCUUUUCCCUGCCUGCAAAGGCAGGGUGGAUCCAUGGCUGGCUUGCCACUCUCUGCCUCCGCCUCCAGGUCCUGCCCAUUGGCUCCCUGGGCUGCAGCUUCCAGCCUCCUUUGCAAGGAGCCAGCCAAGGGACUGGGAGUUGUGACGCUCCAGGUCAGGAUUGGCCAUCCCAGGUGUCCAAAGCAGAGCCCGGACCAAAGUCCUGCCCACAUUACUACUGACUAACAACUGUUCAUGUGAACACUCGCUGGUGCAAAAGGUUCCAUCUUGGCUUUCUUCUGGGGCAUUUCUGGGCUCAGCAGCUUGCAUUGCUGUCUUCCUUCAGGAUUGCCCCACAAGCCUUCUGGAGAAAGUUGGCCACUUUGGAGGCCCCUGGAGAGCUGGAGGGGCUGAGCUGGACCAAGACUGGGGCUGAGCUGGCCCAAGGCAGCGAUGCCACACACCCCGCGCCAACGCUUGCAGCCCCGCGCACCUGUGUGGUCCGAGACGGAAACGCGGGAUUUCCUGGCCCUCUGGGGUGAGCUCCUCAUCCUGCGGUGGAUCGAAAAUCGCCCACCAAACAGUGACAUCUACGAAGACCUCUCGGCCCAAAUGAUGGCCCGGGGUCACGAGCGCAAUGCCUCGCAGUGUAGGAACAGAGCUCGGGAUCUGAAGCGGAGCUACCGGAGGGCCAAGGAUGCACAAGUGUGCGCCGGAGCAGAACCGGUUUCCUGUCGCUACUUCCGAGAGUUGGAUCGGAUGUUCGGUGGCGAAAUGGACAGCGUUGCAAAUCGAAGCCUGGGCAGCAUGGACGGAUCCAGGCGCGUUGUUGUGAAGACCGAGGACGCUGAAGAUAUGGAGGCCCACGUCUCUGAGGAAGAGGGCAACCAAAUGACGCCACCAAACACGCUUUCGAGCAUGGAUGCCGACACUGACACAGAAACAGAACCCAAUUUGGGGAUCUCGCGAGAUCUGGUGGCCUCAGACCCGGAUGUGAUUGAAACCACAAUAGGAGAAGAGUGCUCUGAAGAGAAACCAGUGCCUUUACGCAGACAACCAGUCGCUGGCCCCAGUGAAGAUGGGCAUCAUGUUGCUACUGGCCGCGGAAGACGGGAGAAUAGCCUUGGGCGUCCUCUGACAACAGCGGAAAGAAUGGCAUCCAUGCGGGAGAGGAAGCGGCGGUCGCAUGAAGAAAUGAUGCAUGAGAUCAUGACAGACUACAGGAGGACCUGGGAAACCAUGGAGGCACUUCACGAAAGAGGCGAAGUCAGUGCUGGGGAGUUUCGUGAAGCAAUGCUGAGGGAAAUGCUUCUAGAUCGAGAGGCUCGGACCCGAGAAGCCCAGCUCGAUCGUGAAUCUCGGGCUCGAGAGGCCCAGUUGGACAGAGAGUCAAGGGCCAGGGACAGCCAGCUGGAGAGGGAGAUCAGGAUUAAGGAGCUCAACAUGAUUGAAGCAGAGUUGCAGCGCACCAGGGAUCUCCUCCAUCCCAUGGUUGAUGCUGUGGUCUCUGUUGCUGAGAUCUUGCGUACAACAGGCAAAAAACUACGGCAGUCUUGUCAACUGAACCAAAGUGAAGAAGGUCCCUUUUUGGAAUUGGGAGAUAACAAAUAGUUCCUCACACCCUGUUUUCUUUGGGUAAUAGUUUAUAGUGACUGUGUUGGACAAAACACAGGGAGAACAAGUUGGGAGAUGUUGAGAAGAUGGCACCUUCAAGAGUUUGAAACUCUAAACGAUGCUGGUUACAUUUGGAAGGAAUUUUCUCCUGUCUUGUAACAAGUUCAGCUGCUCCUGCUCAUCGUAAUUUAUGAAAAAUAAUGUAAUUCUAGGUGAUUUGAGGGAGGACCCCAAAAUGAGUUUUUUCAAUUCAAAUUCUUUCUUUUCUAAUGUUAACCAGUACCAGGAGUUGAAUGGCUUAAGUAUCUGGCAACAUUUCCUAGAGUAUGCUACCGCAAACUAGUGCUUGAAGAAAUUUCCUGAUCAGUAGCCAUGCUGCAUAGAGGGGAUUCUGGGGGGUCUGAGUGCAAAAAAAAAAUGCUUUCCCAAACUUUGUCAGUAACACAUUUUGGAGUACAAAAUUGAUUUGAAAUUGAGAAUUGGUUCUGUACCUGCUGAUUAUUUCCCAGUGCAGAGUAUUUCCUUUCCAAAUCUUCAUUAGCAAUACUAUAUUCUUUUAUCAUAUGGAGACAAACUAUAGUGUAAAACUCCUGUCAUUAUCCCGUUUGUACCCUUCUGAGAGCUGCAGUAGUGGGUAUGGUUUUUUGAUAAUGAAAAACAUUUAAAAUGGAUUGGUACAAAAUUAUUUAGUUGUGGAAAAUGGGAAUGGGCACUAGCUUGUGUGUAAUUUCUUGGUGUGUCAUAGAAAAUUCAACUAAAAGUGCUCUGGUUGAAAUUUUUACUGACAUUUAUGUGCUUAUAAAUGCAUUUACAUCCUUUCCUUCCUCUAAAGAGCUCAAGACAGUGUGCACUGUUCUCUCUUCCCCACUUUAUUGUCACAGCUGUCUCUCUGGGAGGAAGGUCAGGCUGAAACAGAGCUGAUUGACCCAAAGUCACCCUGUGCAUCUCAUGACUCGCUGGAGACUACAACCUGGAUCUCGCACAUCAUAGAUCCAUAAAGUAGAAAGAGACCACAAGGGUCAUCCAGUGCAUCCUGACAUGCAAAUCCCAGUCCAGCGCUGGUAUCAUUACACCAGAAUGGCUGUCCCUGAAAUUACCCGGUAACCCAGUUCUUAAUUUAGCAUCCCAAGAAUUUCAUGAUUUAGUCAUUUAAGUCAUUUAAAUGUCUAAACUAGCUCCUUAGGCCCGUGUAAGUCACCUUUUUGACUUGAACUUAAAUUUUUUUACUCAGGACUACAGAUAGAACUAUUUUCUUCCAGAAAUAUAGCUGUCCCUACUGAUUCCAGGGGAGCCCCUGCUGAUGCAAUGUGUUAAAGCGCUGAGCUGCUGAACUUGCGGGCCGAAAGGUCACAGGUUCGAAUCCGGGGAGCGGAAUGAGCGCCCGCUGUUAGCCCCAACUUCUGCCAACCUAGCAAUUCGAAAACAUGCAAAUGUGAGUAGAUCAAUAGGUACCGCUCUGGCAGGAAGGUAACGGUGCUCCAUGCAGUCAUGCCGGCCACAUGACCUUGGAGACAAUGCCAGCUCUUCAGCUUAGAAAUGGAGAUGAGCACCAACCCCCAGAGUCGGACACGACUGGACUUAACGUCAGGGGAAAAUCUUUACCUUUACCUUACUGAUUCCAGAGAAGCUUGGGAAUUGGUAGAGCAACUCGUUCUCCCAAUGAAGACAGACUUUUUUGCUGUCUCCCCAAUCCUUGCAGCACCUACAACUGCUUUAUGUCUUUACAAGUCGUUCCCCUCUCCUGUCAAUUCUUCAAAUAUUGUUACACUUGGGAAUGAAACAUUGACCAAUAAUUGUAAAAUCCUUUACUCCUAAGGUCAGCAUUCCAGUCUGGUACACGUGGGAUGCUGUGUACCAUGGCUGUGUUUAUAUAUUCUUAGUGCCAUGAUUUAUUCUGGCAUGUAGAUGAUUGUAAGCCUUUUUGGUCACAACAGGGCGGGCUUCUUAAAUGUUUCCACUUUGGACCUCUUUUGGCCCCAGAAAUUUUUACACAGCCCCAAGUAUAUACCGUAGAUAUGUAAAAUAUAUAAAAAUCAAACAUUUACUGAUAACAAAUCAGUAUUUGCAAUGUUUCCCAAACAGGCUGAUUUUCCUUUUUAUGAAGUACAGCUGAAGCAUCUUCUGCAGAGUCCACUGUAAACUGCACAACAGUUUAAAUGUUUUAAAAAGUCACCCCAACAUUAUGCUAAGGGGACCCAUUUGGGUCUGGGACCCACAGUUUAAGAAGCAGUUGCUUAGAACCCCCCCACCUUGGAGGUCAUUUCAGUAAAUAAACUGCUCUAUUCUGCAGUCCACUAAAGCUUUCUUGCCUCUUCCCUUUACACAUCACCUCAACAACUCUCUUCCAAGGAAUGAGGCCAUACUAUAAUUCUCCUUCUUUCUCCAUGACACCUUUCUAUAUCCUUCAUUCAUCCUUUUCUUCACAUUGUCAUGUCUUAACCUACUGCCCAUAGAUUGGAAAUAUAAACAGGUUCCCAGUUAAUGCUUUCCCCCAGCAAUUAUUUUCAUAACGCAUUACAAUUAUGGAGGGAUAACUACUCUUUUGCAGCACAAAAGUAAAUGUUAAGAGUUACAGAGGUCUGACUUCACAAAUGGUGGAGUAGAUCACAUGCUUCACAUGUCCCACUGUUUCUUUAUGCUUAUUAGUUGGAGUAGUCAUGAGGUCAACGGAAGAUAUUUUGUGCCAGAAUCAGCAGUUUUGUAGCAUCUAUAUUGUUUUCCUAAUACCCGAAUGUUUAUAAUGACUUUUUCAAAGCAGAAAAUCUGACUUUGAAAUGUGAUUAUUUUGGUAAUAUUGCUUUGGGCCUUUGGACCUUUAUCUGUAACUAACUCUUUUCACUGUAACUUUCCAGGCUCUGCAGUUGCUUAAUUUCCACCUCUUUUAGCCCUGACUGUAGGUUUAUUUCCAUCUACUUGUCAUUAUUGUCUAUGCCUCCUUUCAUUUUUCUUAGAUGGUGUGCAUCUACACUGUAGAAUUAAUGAAGUUUGACACCAUUUUAACUGCCAUGGCUCAGUGUAUGAAAUCCUGAGAUUUGUAGUUUAGAAAAGCACCAGCACUAUUUUACAGAGAAGGCUGAAGACUUUAUAAAACUACAAUUCCAUAGCAUUGAGCCAUGGCAGUUAAAGUAAUGUCAAACUUCCAUGAGGAGAGGCGGAGAGGCAGGUAAGAAAUAAUAUUCUUAUUCUUCUUAUUGUAAUUCUGCAGGGUAGAUGCACCCUUUGUCGCCUUUUGUAUGGGCCUUUCACUUUCUGCUCUGAAUUUUAUUCCGUGACAUUGUGAUGAUUGAACUCCAUGGCUAACAUAAGGAUGAGAAAUCAUGGAGCCUUACAAUAUAUUGCUGGACUGCCACUGCCAGCAACCCCAAACAGUAUAAAGAGGAACCAGCAUUAAUUACAACCCCUGUGCUAUCAUAUCAAAUGAUAGCCAGCUAUAUCAUGGAAAAGCAUAUUCUGCUGAAUGUUGAGGGUUUUGGGUGGUGGGAUAAAACUUUGAUUGAAUCAGCACUUCACUGCCUUUAUACCCUAUCACUAUGUUUUUCAAAAGGGAUAGAGAACUGCAAGGAUUAAAUUAUUUAUUAGCAUGUAAAUAUAGAACUUUCUCCAGAAACCAAGGGCUUAUUUAGCAAUUGAAUUUUUUAAACUCAUUGGAUUUAGACCAGUACUGGCAGAACUGUCCAAGAACUUAACUCUUACAAAGAUAUUAAACCAGAUUAGGUUUCGAACGAAUUCACUUACAGAAUGGAACUUGCUCUAUAAGGUUUUUUAAAAAUGUGAAUAAAGUUUUAUCAGAAAA